Messenger RNA from Tetranychus urticae (two-spotted spider mite), 3620 nucleotides. The record is from RefSeq and is a predicted model, not a curated record. NCBI's taxonomy places the organism in Eukaryota, Metazoa, Arthropoda, Arachnida, Trombidiformes, Tetranychidae.
UUAAUCAUUAGUGAUGAUUCAUUACAAUAAUCUUCACCAUUUGUUGUCCAAGUGUAGUAAAUAUUUUAAAGUCGUGUUUACUGAUCCAAUCAGACAAUCUCAACUAAACUGGUCGUUUGGCUUAUUGGAAGUCGGUUAAUCGGACUGUAAAGUUAAUUAAACUUAACUGGUGGCUAUUUAUACGGAUGUUUGUCAAUGUCAAUAGUAAUUUAUGGAUGUGAAUAAUUAACUUCCUUAACUUAUUCUCGUUGGCAUCUCGAGGAAAGUCAUCAAACUUUGGAGUUGUUUGGUCGAUGCCUUGGUAGAGAAAGUUCAAGACGAUGGAGGAAGAUUAGAAACUGGUGAAGGCAAAAGAGGAAGAGAUAGUAAAUUGUGAUCCAGCUAUUUCAGUUGAAUUAUAAACCAUGAUUUUAGGGAUGAAAAGUGAAUGGUUUUUUUGGAGGCAAAAGUAUGAUGAUGACGAGGAAAAUGGUGGAGGAGGAAGAAAGCAAAAAGGAGAACGAAGAAGAAGAGAUUCACUGACGUUCAAGACAAGGAUCCAAGUCAAUCCAAAGCGGAGUAAACCUAUUUAUUACGGUGUUAUUAUUAUUUUAAUUUUAUCCAAGUGUAAUCAAAUUGAUUGUGCUUCAGUGUUUGUGUCUAUUUUAAACCAAUUUAACAAAGGAAUCUUUAUUUAAAUAACAUCCAUUGGAAGGAAGAGUUGACCAAAACAAAAUCAAAAUCGAUGCCUAAACCAGGAUUUGACGUUGAUGAAGACUCUCGUCCAUACCGUCAGAAACGGUAUGAGAUGAUAAUACGGGAAAGUGUUCCCAUUGAAUUGCCUCCUGAUGUUGUAAGGUGUGACUCUAAAGUUGAUGAUGGUCUUGAAAACAUUCAAGUUGAUAUAACAAACAUACGACAACGAUUUGAGUCAGGUUCGGAAGAAAGGUACAUCUCAUCUCCAGUUCCAGAUAAAUCAGCCCUUCAACGAUCUGAAAGUCUUCUUAUACGUUUACAAAGAUACCAAUCAGCAAUAUCAGGUGAAAAGAUGACUGAAAAAGAAGCUGACUCUUGCUCAUCUUCAGGUGAUUCAAGUGACGAAGAAGGUGAAUUACAUUUAGUUCGUGAGACCAAAAGAAAAGAAAAGGUUCCUUUUGUUGGUUUGUCUGCUCUUCGAUCUCAAUGGGAAACUGGUAAAGUUCCUCGAGGUGAAAGUCUUGACGAACCCAUCAGAGAAGAUAAUGGAACCAAAGAUGAACUCUACAAAUUACGACAAAGAAUAUGUCUUGGUCGAUCUGCUUCGAUGAGACAAGUUUAUGAAAAAGGUGGCAACCUGUCUGUUUCACCAUCACCCAAGACUGAAUCCUUGCAUAUUGAAUCAUCUGUUAAAGCUAUCUCAUUGAAAGAAAAAUUUGAAAAAGGACAAAUUGAAAAUGAAACGGACGAAGGACGGUUAGAAAGAUUUAAGAAGGAUAAAGAGGAAGAUCUUAAAUUGGUCACUGAAGCCGAAACUGCAGCCCGUGAAGCCAAAAAUCUAUUCAAACAAAUGGAUGCUACAUUAUCCAAGCAAACAGCUGUUUCACCAGUUAUCCACCAUUAUAAUAACAACAAUAACAACAAUGGUCCUCGCAGUAACCGAGAAACACCAAUUCCUGAGACAAUGCCCUCAAAUAAACCAGUGGAAAUAAUUAAGUGCAGCGAUCCAAGUGUUAAAGAGGAAGUUGUCAUUGAAACAAAAGAGAUUCAAGAAAGAUACAAGUUCUUUGAAUGUUACCAAAAUAAUAUUAACAGUGGAAGUAAAGGUGAUAGUGAGGUUAAUGGUGUCAAAGAAAACGGGUUUGGUAAAACUCGUGAAAUGACUCCACCUCGUAAUGGUGAUGCCUUGGACUGUGGACCAAGAGUUGAAAUUUUACCCGAUGCCAAUAUUGUAAUCUCAAAUAAUGAUGUGAACAAUGAAAUUCCAAAAAUUGAUACAACUUCUAAAAUGUUGAAUAAAUUUAAACAAUUGGAGAAUCAAAUGAACCAAGAAAAUAUCUCACAUAAACCCAUUGGAGGUACACCUAAACCGCUCAAACGCAUCACACCACCAAGAGAGUUCACAAAGGAUGUUAUCGAAAAUGAACCUCAAACCGAACGUGAUCCCAACAUUGUUAAAUCAAGCUACAAGACUGAAGAUGUGAUUCCAGUUGAGCCCAAAUUGGCACGAAGUUUGACCGCAAAAUUUGAAAACUGGUCCCAAGUUGAUGAAAAGGAAAACAAACGCAACUCAAUUAAUGUAGAAGAAGAUGCUUUACCAGCUCAUGGGAUAACUAAAAAUUUGGUUGCCAAAUUUGGAUCUAUUCGUGAUGACAGUCCAACCAAACCAACAGAAAAGACCAAAACUCGAGUCAAUCGUUUUGUGAAUGAAGCCAAUAUUACUGAAGAUUGCUCCGUUUGUGGUAAACGUCUUUAUCCAAUGGAAAAGGUUGAAUUCAGUGACAUGAAAAUGCACAAAAAUUGUUUCAAAUGUAGUCACUGUUUCUCAUCAUUAAGAUUGGAAAAUUAUACGCUAGCCGCAGGUAAAUUUUACUGUAUCGUCCACUUCAAACAACUAUUCAUGGCUAAAGGAAAUUAUGAUGAAGGCUUUGGUGUUGAACAGCACAAGGAAAAAUGGAGGAGUCGGGUUAAUGUAUCACCAACUGUAUCUUCACGAAAUGAUUCACCAAGCUCCGAUUUAGAUUAUGAUGAUGAAUCAAAUGAAGGACUUAAAGAGAGCAAUCACUUUGAUCAAGUUGUUGUUUGAAUUACUCUGGAUAGUGGAUAAAUUAGCAGAGCCAAGCAAACAAAAGACUCGAAAUCGUCAUGAAACAAUCGAAUAGAAGAAACUAUUUUUUAUACUUAUAAAUAUAUAUUUAUGUUUCUUUAGCUGAUCUGUGAACUCAAUUUCAAGCGUUAUCACCAGAAAAACUUGUUGGUCUUUCUAUUUUCACCAAUUCUCACCUUUAAAUUUUAAGUCUCAAUUUUUACUAUUGAAAUUGUCUACGUUUGUCUCUCUAGUGUUGGAGCUUGAAAUUGGACUCACCUACUUUUGCCCACCUUUGGAUUACAAUCAUCAAUUGUUUACUAACACUUUUAUCAGUUGCUCAUCCAUUGGAUACAUUUUUGGAUUGAGUAAAGGAAGAAUCAUCAAGCCGCUUGAAUAACGAGAAAGAAAUUUUUCUUAAUUUUCAUUCAAUUUCUUUGUUUCUUUUCAAUGUUUAUCUCUUUCUCCUUUAAUCAUUAUUUUAUUAUCAUUUAUUACCAUAAAUAUUAUAUUAUAAUUGCUAUUACAAUUGGUUAAAACUCACUUUGCGAAUGAUAUCGUAUCGCUUGUUUACUUCAGUCCAAGUUCAUUUCAAAAAGCUGUUGAGUCAAAUAUUGGCCUCCAUAUUGUACUGAACAACCUCAAUAAUUUGUUGAGUUUCCACUGUUGGAAUGAUAAUUGAUACAAUUGAGUCAAAGGUAGAUUAAGUGCUUAUCUAAUUAUCAGGUGAUUUAUUUAUGUACAUUUUUGACCCAAAGAGAAAUGGCCAUUUCUAUUUCUCUUUGGCUUUCUCCAUCUUCUGAAUCAUUCCCUUUUCUGUUCUUUUUAAUCUUUUAAUAAACUCUUUAAUUGCUUUAAA